UCCUUCUGUAGCCUAACUUGUAUCAUAAUUGGGUGGAUGGAUUGGUGGGGAGAAAUUUUCCCAGUGGGAUUAGCUAUAAUGUAUUAUUGAUCUCUCAGCAAUCAGAAGGCUUCAUUUCUUUCUGCCAGGACAGUGGAUUUCAACCUGUGGUCCACGAGGCUGCUGGCGUUUUGUGACUUGUUCCUAAAGACUCAACAGAAGGUAAGUGAGAAAAGUAAACCUCUUGCUGGUAGAAUUCAAUUCCAUAGGAGCUUGCACCUUCACUGGAAAUCUUAGGGGGCUACAAGAUUGAAAAAAAAUAAAAAUGAAAAACACUAAUGAAUCAUGAGAAAGCCAGUUACACCUGCCAAACAAAUGUUUCUGCAAUUGAAGUAGCUACUGAUUGCUGUGAUAUUCUUUCCCUGCUCUACUGUAAGGUCAGUCAUUUUUUUUUCCAAACUGUUCAUUGUCUCGUAAUGGGAAUCUUUCCCUCCCUCCUCUUUGGUCUUUACCUGAUCAGCGUACAGAAGUGCAAGGCUCUGAUAGCCUGAACACAACAGUGUCGUCCCUUUUUAUGUAAUCUCGAUGCUGAAGGGCUUGCUUGGGUGCUUAACAGUGUGUUGCAAACUUAGGUGAACGCUUUCCCUCAGGAGUAACCUGCCACGAAUGGAACCACAGUAUUUUGUAGUCCUAACUAUAUAGUUAUGUUUAUAUUAAAAGAGAAGGUAAGUUGUAGAUAACUUCGGGGGGCGGGGGGUAAGACAUGUCUCUGCUCUAGCAAGUUGGCAGAGUGCUUUAGUAGGGCCUUUUCUAUAACUUAAGGAGUGGUCAGAAACAGAAGUAUGCAUUUAAAUGCUACAGACGCUGCACACAAAGAUUAUGUAACAAGAUUUUUCUAUUAUAGUUAUUGUGGUCCGAGUUGUAUGUAUUUCAAAAGAGUAAUCUGAUGUAGUUCACAGCCCUGGAAUGCAAACCUGAUACUUUAAAAGUAGUGAAAAGUCAUUCCAACUAACUGCACGUAAAAGGUUUUACAGAAAAUAGUUCCUAUAAUUUUAAAACUAAAACUAAUACAAAAAAAAAAAUCUAAGUUAACACAGGUCAUGAGUUUGUUCACUUUUAGGUAAAGCAGUAAUAAAUUUCAAACAAUAUACAAUUGUGGAUAUCUAGCAAGAUCCUUCUAGAUGGAUAUCUAGGCAGAUAGUUCUAGAAGCAGGUGUCCUGUUUUCAUUCCUGUAAUCUGAGGUACUGCAUUAUGCACUGUACACUACUCAUGCUGGCCACGCUUGCAAUGAAUGAUCAAAGUGCCGAUUCACAGAAUCUGAAGCCCCUUUGAACAACUAUUGGUACACUCCACAGCUGUUAGUGAGGCCGGCCAUGUGCUGAGCUCAAGGUACUAGCCCACUUGGGACCCUGGGGCAUGAGGCAGCUGAGGGAAGCUCUGAGCACUCUGCCAGCUGCUUCUGUCACUGCUCGGCCUCCUGAGGGGCAGUGCCUCUCUCGGGCAGUUUGAAAUGUUAAGUGUUGCCACGCGUGCCAGGGUGAUGGUCAGUGCCGAAAGGCAGGAUCCUUGAGAUGGAGAUGUGGGUGGUGUAAGGGUGCACCUCCUGCAGCUGAGAAAGUUAAGGGUUGUAGCAGGUUGGACUUUAUCCCAGACAUGCUUUCAGUGCUGAAAAGAAAGUUGUGAAGAAUUCCUAAAAGAUAACAGCUGUGGCUAUGUCAAAUCCCAGCACUAUGUGCCAAAAACCCAGUGUGGAUAGCUGUGCUGCACAGGAUGUCCUGUUUUACCACAAUCCAGAUUAGUGUUUUAUAGCCGUGUCCUGAUAGAGCUCUUCCCUAGAACAGGGAUGGCAGCCAAGUGGUAGAUGUACCUGUAAGCCCACUCGCUCUCUUCCCUGUGGUCUGCAGGCACAAACCUUUAGAAAGACCAUGAUGUGGGAAAAUGGCUGUUGCGUCAGUGAUGUGUGUAAAUUUAGGCACGUUGUUGUAGGCAUGUAGCAGCUGUGGCAUAGAUAGGCUUUAUGCUUUUAUACUUGGUGCCUAUUAGUUUGCCUCUGUAUUAUUGAACAUAGUGGAAGUGAAUUCCUCUCUGGUUUUAUCUUUUUUUCUUGGUGUAUGUGUGUGUAUAGCUGUAGUAGUUGUAGUGAGGCACAUGCUAAGAAAGGGCACCAAGGAGUGCUGUGUCCUAGUAACCAGCUAGGAGAUGAGUAUUUCUGUACUUCUCAAUUUCAGACCCUAAGAUUUUCCAAAUACUCUUUUGAGCUGAAAUAGUCUGUUCCUGAUCUCCACUCACAAAUUACCCUUUAAUAAAAAAAGUAAACAAAGCAAAAGCAGGCCUUUGAGCUGUUAAGACAGAUUUCCCCCGCUGUGGUCUAAUCAAAUGAUCCCUUUGCUCAGCACAAACAUCCAUGACAAGGAGUGUGAAGCUGAGCUGGAGCCCCUCCUCACUAUGUCCGCUCAGAAGGAGAAGUGCCCAUUAAUUUGAAAAAGGAGAUGAUAAAAAGCUAGGAACUACACAAAGAAAGCUUGUGGUAGGCUAAUUUAUUUGUUCCUUCCCACAAGAGCCUCUGUUCAUGCCCAAAGGGCAGGGGCUGGAUGUCCCAAGGCGGCCUCGCAGUCCUCCGAGAUGUACGUCCAGGCAGCAGGGUCCCAUUUCCACAGGGGAAAGGCGAAGGGGGCCACCAUGCCGCUGCUCCUGCCCAGCUGCAGGGCGGUUGGAGGCCUGGGAGAGCUGCAGCCCUCCCGACCGAGCGGCCGUUGGAGGCCUGAGGGUGGUUGCCCCAGGCAGGGCCCUGUCGGGCUCCAUCCCCUCACAGAGCGGGUCAUGGGGUGGCACCGGGCAGCGGCCGUGGGGGCACUGCUGGGGCUGCUGCUGGGCCUGGUGGGGUGUCCCACUGCCCUGGGGGACGUAUCCGGGGACCUGCGUGUCACCGCCAGAUGGGUGACGGUGCCACGGCAGUUGAGCCCCCGGGCCGACACCAAUGCCCUGACCGUCUCCUACUGGCUGGAGGUGGCGGGGCGGCCGUGGGUGCUGCGCCUGCAGCCCCGGCGGGGCCUGGUCUCCCGCCCCUUCACCUUGGUCACCUACAGCAAGGAUGGGGCCCGCUGGGAGGAGCACCCCUUCGUGCAGGACAACUGCUUCUUCCAGGGUGAGGUGCAGGGGAGCCCCGGCUCCCUGGUGGCCCUUGGCACCUGCGGCAGGGGCCUCCACGGCGUCCUCUGGGUGGAGGAUGGCACCUAUGAGAUUGAGCCCAUCCCCAAUGAUCCGGCCUUCCGGCACAUCCUCUACCGCAUGGAGGAGGCCAGCAACCCCGUGGGUCCCACCUGUGGGCUGACCCUGGAGGAGCUGAAGCACCAAAAGACUUUGCUGCCCUGGUUCAAGGCCCCCCAGACAGAGGAGGAGGAGGAGAUGGUGAAGGACUGGUGGACACACAUCAGGUAUGUGAAGAUAGUAGUGGUCGUGGACAAUGUGCGGUUUGUGAAGUCGGGCAGGAACGAAUCCGAAGUCUUGAGGCAAGUCAUAGAAAUCAUCAACAUUGGGGACUCCCUGUAUGAACAGCUUUCCGUUCGGCUGUUUCUGGUGGGAUUGGAGAUCUGGACCAAAAGCAACCUUAUAAACAUUACUAACUCUAUCAACAAGGCACUUGGUGACUUUAACAAGUGGCGGAAGUCAAACCUGUCUCCACGGAUGCGCCAUGAUACCGCUCAUUUAUUUGCAUUUCAGAGCUUUGGAAGCAGCCUGGGAUUGGCGUUUGUAGGGUCUGUCUGCGAUAACCAGUGGUCAUCAGCAGUCGAUUCUUUCACUGAUAGGAAGUUGUCCUCAUUCAUUAACACCUUUGUCCAUGAGUUGGGCCAUAAUCUUGGGAUGCGCCACGAUAAGCCGGGCUGUAAAUGCAGACGAAAGAAAUGCAUUAUGCAUGAAAGCAGUGUUGCCACUGAUGCAUUCAGUGACUGCAGUUACCGAGACUACUUUGACCUGCUGGGGCGUGGCGCCAACUGCCUUCGCCAGCCACCAGAACCUGGCACUUUCUACACCAUGAAGCGUGAAUACUGUGGGAAUAAGAUAGUAGAAGGCGAAGAGCAAUGUGACUGUGGUUCAGAAUCAAACUGCAGAAAGGAUCCUUGUUGUCACCCAAACUGUACAUUUACUGCAGCUUCCGUCUGUGCUUCUGGAAAAUGCUGCAAAAGAUGUCGGGUCCUUCCAGCAGGAACGCUCUGCAGAGCAAGCACUGGCAACUGUGACCUGCCAGAGUAUUGCAGUGGGACUUCCCCUCAGUGCCCGCCGGAUGUGUACAUGCAAGAUGGAACCCCUUGCAAAGAUGGUGCUUAUUGCUAUCGAGGAAAAUGUUCUUCCCACAGUAAACAGUGCCAGCAUCUCUUUGGCAAAAAAGCAAAGGCCGCUCAUUUAGAUUGCUUCAAAGCAGUGAAUACUCGAGGUGACCGGUUUGGGAAUUGUGGUAUUCGUAACAAUAUCCAUUUUACAAAAUGCAGUAUUGAGAAUGUCUUAUGUGGUAGGAUCCAGUGUGAAAACAUAAAAAAAUUGCCUUUCUUGCGGAACCACGAAACGCUAGUCCAAACCCCUGUUGGAGAUAAAAAGUGUUGGGGUCUCGACUAUCAUGUCGGGAUGCCAAUAGCUGACAAGGGGGCUGUGGAAGAUGGCACGCCAUGCAGUAGUGACAAGCUGUGUAUCAACAGGACAUGUACCAACGUAUCAGUGCUGAACUACGACUGUAACCUGACAGUGUGUCACAACAGAGGAGUGUGUAACAAUCGUAAGAACUGUCACUGCAGGUACGGCUGGGCUCCUCCGUAUUGUGAAUGGAAAGGAUUUGGAGGGAGCGUUGACAGUGGACCCCCUCCAGUCAGGGAGAUUUUUUGGAGAGCACAAAUAGGACUAAAACUAAUUGGUCUUUUUCUAAUCUGUAUCCUUGGAGUAAUCCUCACCAUACAUUAUAAACAGAAAAUAGUGGAAUGGCUUAGGAGGAAAAGACCCAAUUCCACAGAAGAUAGUUGUUUUAAGUACUGGAAAGGCCAGCAGUUCCUAAAGAACACCUGCUGGUGAGUCAAAAUCCCCCACAAAGCACUUGCCAAAGACCAACAAGCGAUAGCUUUGGAUGCUCCUGGGGAAAUCUCCCUUGAGAAGAGCCAGCUGAUAACUCAUCAAAAUAAUUCAACAUGUUCUGAAUAGUUCUGCUAUCAUUAAAUGCAGAGUAAAUGUUACCUUUGUUUCUUUUAAGUUAAUAAAUGCAGGCAGUAAGGCAUGCUUUUCUUUUUUUGUCUUUGCACCUUGAGCUCUUUGUUAGGCAAACUGUAGGUAUAGGUUUUUAUGCUUCAUAGCAAUAGUUUGCAAAUGUAAACUUCUUAAAAACAGGUAAAUAAAUUAUUUCCUCCAAUUUACUCCUACAUCUAAUGCUUUCUCUAAUUCAGGGGGAGAGAUGUUUGUGAACAUCUUGCUUCUGUCAUUCAUUAAAAAUAAUAAAGAGAAAAAAAUUGCUCUUGCAGUCUUCAUUUAAUUCACAUCUGGGCCACGCAGGCAGGCAAGAAAUGGGUAUUGCAGUGAGAUACAGGUGUCUGUGGGAUAAGCCCUUCCACCUGUUUCCAGAGAGUGGUCCUGCGGGAGGGAGGGGGAUCACAGGGAACAGGGUCUUCAUUUUGUGAGACAGUAGAGAAGUAUUUUCCAGAUCACGCCAGUAAGCAUUACAUUUCCGAACCAUCAGAUAGAUAUACGUCAAGAGUAUAGUGACACCGAACCUGAUGUUUCACAAGAAAAAUUGUCUUUCUUUUCUGGAAAAUUUCCAGUGCCUUGACUGUUGGGUUCUUCUAGAGAAGUGCUGUGUAUUUUAUCGUUGCUAAGAAGAGCUGUAUAUGAGGUUGCACAAGUUAACUGGAUCUCUAAAAUAUUUGGAACUAUUCUGUGAGUCUUCCCCCCCGAACUCCUGCAAUAUUUGAUAGAUGUUUUAUCUAGCUAUCUUGGAGGCUUUCUCUUGGUUUACUAUGUCGUUGCUUCUUAAGCUAUUACU
Molecule: messenger RNA, 5996 nt
Organism: Chroicocephalus ridibundus (black-headed gull)
Lineage: Eukaryota; Metazoa; Chordata; Aves; Charadriiformes; Laridae
Product: disintegrin and metalloproteinase domain-containing protein 20-like
Biological process (GO): proteolysis; male gonad development
Cellular component (GO): plasma membrane; external side of plasma membrane; sperm head plasma membrane
Molecular function (GO): metalloendopeptidase activity
Source: RefSeq, a predicted model, not a curated record